This is a messenger RNA of Prorocentrum cordatum, 1475 nucleotides long. Lineage: Eukaryota; Dinophyceae; Prorocentrales; Prorocentraceae. The record is from the annotation of a GenBank genome assembly.
GCGAUGUUGGAGGAGCUGGCGCUGCGUGACCUUGGUGAGCUCUGCACGGCCCAGACAUUGGAGUCGGAACCUGUUCCAGAGCACCCGGCAGUCCCGGAAGGCGAGUGGAACAAGUACUGGGGCGGCGUCAAUGGCGGCUACCUCAACGCCAGCAUGGUGGACCGGGCCAGGAGGCAGGAACGAGAAUUGAUUAGGAAGCUGAAGUUUAUUGAGACCGUUCCUCAUCAGCAGUGUUUUGAGGAGACUGGCAAGCCGCUGAUCCCCUUGAGGUGGGUGGACACCAACAAGGGCGUCGCCGCCAAGCCCAACUACAGGAGCAGGCAGGUGGCGAAGGAGAUCAAGGCUAAGAAGAAGCCCGGAGAGCAGUUGGAGGCUUCGGAGGUCUUCAAAGCUAUGCCUCAGCUGGAGGCCAUGAGGAUCCUUUUGUCUCUGAUGGUUACUUGGGCGCGGCAGGGCCCGCUCCAGGUGCGGGAAGCCAUGAGGGGGAGAGGCCGCAAGACAGCCGGCAACUUCAAGAUUGGCAUGUUCGACAUCAGCCGGGCGAUUUCUACGGAAGGUGAUUACGCGGAGCUGUUGCAGGAGCACGGCUACCAACAUGGGGUAUUCAUUCCAGUUGUGUUCUACCGGGAGGUGGAUGAAGUACGUCUGCUUGGGCACGGCGACGAUUUCAUGGUUCUCGGACAGCAGGAGGACAUCGACGACUUCGAGAACACCCUGGGGCACGUGCCGGAUUGGUACAUCAACUGGUACCCCGGCUACUCGAUGGACGUGAUCCGCCACUGGUAUUCUAAGGUCAUGGAGAGGUUCGGCAUGGAUCCGACUUUGCCGCGCGAAGGGCAAAUGACCAAGGUGUCAAUAUGGUUCUCUACAGCCCUACGCCAUAGUCCAUAUUGGAAGGACGGAUUCAGCCGACACUUCGAAAAGAUCAGCACUUUCGAUCCAUACGAUGGCUGGGUUGUUGUUGACGAUCUGCUGACAAACUGGACUGAAAAUGAUCAGUGGAAAGGCUAUCGUGAAAUGCACGAGGUGCUGAUCAAGGGCAGGCCCCACACGUCAUACGUGUAUUGGGUGCUGCUAAACUGCUGUGAGAUGAUUGACCAUCACGGCAUGCAGAAGGGCAGGCUCCAGAUGAAGUGUUGGUUUAUCUCCCAGGACCGCGUGGACAUUGCAGAAACAGCCAAAACUCUAGCAAGAUCUACGCAGGGACCGACGGAGGCGAGCUGGUUGCUGUUAAACCGUACAGCCCGAUAUUUCAAGAAGUGGCCUAACAUGGUCACAGUAUUUGAGCAGAAGGUGUACGGGAAGAUCAGGAUCAACGUGGACACGGACCAUGCGGGGUGCGCAUUGACCCGGAAGAACACGGGAGGUUUCAUCGCGACGCUCGGUCUCCAUAUGAUCAAGCACGGCAGCAAUCUACAAUGUACGAUUGUUUUAAGCAGUGGGGAGAGCGAGUAUUAGGGCCUCGUGAAAGGAGG